CUUAGUUUACCAGAGGAGACCGGAAGCAGACCAGGUCACAGUGGGAGAACUUUCCCCGCACUAGAAAACAUAUCUGGCAGAUUUCUGGGACAUUUUCAUUUACAUUUCUGCUGCAUCUUUGUCUCCACUUGGCCUUCCAUCAGGGACGAUGAUGGCUCGGGGAUUUUACAUAUUGGCUUUGCUGGCUUUUGGACAGGCUCUAGAAAUGACUACUCAUGUUGGUACUUCACCGGAAAAACUGACCAAAGCCUCUGAUUCAAAUAAUGGAUCACAUAGUACUAUGAUCCCGCCUACAACAGCUUUCACACGGAUUUCUACAGCUAUGCCUAUAACCAUCACUAAAACUGUUUCUCCUCCAAACACCACAAUCAUUUUAACAACCAGCCCCACCCCCACUGCUGCCACCCAGACGAGUACCACUACCCUACUGACUAGCACCAUGCCUGAAACUACUGCUCCAACGACCACUUCAUCUGCAACCCCUUCCAUUGCUACAAGUGGUACGACCUCCUCUAUGCCGAUAACUACAUCCCCUCCGCCAAACAAGACUUCAUCUGCAACCCCUUCCAUUGCUACAGGUGUUACGACCUCCUCUAUGCCGAUGACUACAUCCUCUUCCCCAACCAAUGCUUCGUCUGCACCCCCUCCCAAUAUAACCUCCUCUACACCAUUUCCUCCUACAAACUCUACAGCCAAGUCUACCACCCCAGACAGUGGAGGGUCAGGCGUCAGAGCUUCUCUGCUGUUUUCUGUCAUGCCAGUGUUGCUCUACACUCUACUGCCACCGAGCAGUAACUGGUAAAUUUUAACUUUUUGAAAUUGUGUCUUCGGGUGAAUGUUGAAUAAUAGUGAAUGAAGGUGCACUCUAAAGAUGGAACAGAUUUAAGUUAAAUUUAAUGUGCACAUUAAUAAACUUCAGGUAUUUGGAGGUCAAUAUAAAAAGUAAUUCGAGCAGCACAUACUUGGAAUACUAUACCCACAGAACUAAUGAACAUCACAUCUCUGAAAUCCUUUUCUAAAUCUAUAAAACAAUUGCUAUUAAACAAUCAGACAUGCUGCCAUAAUCUGGAUUAAUGUACUUUGUUUUUACUUGUAGUCUGUGCGCUUAUGCUUCUUGUCUGUUCUUAUACUGUAUAUGCUCCUUUUCUGUGCAUGGUGCUUUUGUCUGUGUUUAAAUGCUCAUAUAUUUAAAUGUGCUAUAUGUUACACAUUUUUAUUUUAUGUCUGUGUGCUGCUCUAUCAAUUGCUUCCAUGUGUAUGUGUUAUCUUUUAACUAACACUUGUGUUGUUUUAUUUGUUAUGCUUAUGUGUUCUUGUGUCUAUGUUUUUGUGUUGCAUUUUCCUGUAUGCUUUUUAAUGUUUUCUUAAAUGUCAUCAACCUGCCAGGGACUGCAGAUGAAAAUUAGCCUGUAUGGCUAAAUCUGGCACAUUUACAUGUGGGACUUCGUUGCUCUUGUUAAUUAAUUUGCGUUGUCCCUUUUAAAUAAAGAAAUCUAAAAAAAAAAUUGAAUGUAGCUCUGUCAAUGUCAAGCAUGAAUUCUUUGUAGGAGCAGAAAUCCUAUCUUCUCAAGUCAGUGUUUUAAAGUUAUUUAAGACAAAAAUAUAGUUUUUUUUAAAAUGGAAAUUCUUAUACUAUCAAUUUAUAAUAUAGUACAAUGUUCAAUUAUAUAUUCAAUUUGUAGUAUUUAAAAAAGGAGGAACAGUAUUGUCGCAAAAUGUGUAACUAAUUAAUAACAUGAAGGGUGAAAUGUU
Molecule: messenger RNA, 1752 nt
Organism: Labrus bergylta (ballan wrasse)
Lineage: Eukaryota; Metazoa; Chordata; Actinopteri; Labriformes; Labridae
Source: RefSeq, a predicted model, not a curated record